GUGAUGACCUCAUCAGUGAGGAAGCAGCCAUCUUGUCGGGCACUUUAAGAGGACGUCAGUCGUUGAUCCCGGAAGGCUGAAGGGGGACCAGAGAUUAAAGACUGAAGCUGGUGUGCAUGACCAGAACUCUUCUUAAAAAUGAGUGAGCCAGAACUGUUGCUGGAUUCCAAUAUUCGAUUAUGGGUGGUGCUUCCCAUAGUCUUCAUCACCUUCUUUGUGGGGAUGAUUCGUCACUAUGUAUCCAUCCUUCUCCAGAGUGAUAAAAAGCUGACUCAGGAACAAGUGUCUGACAGUCAAGUUCUCAUUCGAAGUAGAGUCCUCAGAGAAAAUGGAAAGUACAUUCCAAAGCAGUCCUUCCUGACCCGGAAAUAUUAUUUCAAUAAUCCUGAUGAUGGGUUCUUUAAGAAAACUAAAAGAAAGGUAGUGCCUCCUUCCCCAAUGACAGAUCCUACCAUGCUGACAGAUAUGAUGAAGGGGAAUGUAACAAAUGUGUUACCUAUGAUUUUAAUUGGUGGUUGGAUCAACAUGACCUUCUCAGGCUUUGUCACGACAAAAGUCCCCUUUCCUCUGACAUUGCGUUUUAAACCAAUGCUACAACAGGGUAUUGAACUGCUUACUUUGGAUGCAUCUUGGGUAAGCUCAGCUUCUUGGUAUUUUCUAAAUGUCUUUGGACUUAGAAGCAUUUAUACCCUCAUUCUUGGCCAAGAUAAUGCUGCUGAUCAGUCCAGAGUAAUGCAGGAGCAGAUGACAGGAGCAGCCAUGGCCAUGCCUGCAGAUACCAAUAAAGCAUUCAAGACAGAAUGGGAGGCUCUAGAACUAACUGACCACCAGUGGGCACUGGAGGAUGUUGAGGAAGAACUCAUGGCUAAAGAUCUCCGCUUUGAAGGCAUGUUUAAGGAAGAGUUGCAGACAUCCAUGUUCUGAGGACCUUCAUUUGGUUGACAUUAAAUCAGUUAUGUUUAAUAUCAGAAGUGUGUUCUUAUUCAUGACCAGAAUAAAUUUGAUCAGAAUUUCUGUGAAUUAUGUA
Messenger RNA from Notechis scutatus (mainland tiger snake), 1027 nucleotides. It is a transcript of the gene EMC3, whose product is annotated as ER membrane protein complex subunit 3. Gene Ontology annotation, cellular component: EMC complex; membrane. The record is from RefSeq and is a predicted model, not a curated record. Gene Ontology annotation, biological process: protein folding in endoplasmic reticulum. Lineage: Eukaryota; Metazoa; Chordata; Lepidosauria; Squamata; Elapidae.